AUGUCACUAUAUCCGUCUUUGGAGGACAUGAAGGUGGAUAAAUUCAUGCAGACGCACAGUUCUCUGUCUGCUAGUCCAUCAAAAGUGCCCGCACUGCCUGCGUCUGACUCCACCCUCAACGAGAAAGCGGACGAGGAGACAAGUGGCUCCUCCAGGUUGUACCCUGAGCUGAGUGAGUUUAUGGGUUUGAAUCUGAGUGCAGAUGCACUACAGACUCUCUCCACUUCAGCUCCUGACCAGGGCACUGGGGCUGUGAGCCUGUGGUCAUCCAGUUCAAACUGGGCAGCGGCUCCAUUAACUGGGGGCGAUGUGGGUGUGUGUCGGGCGGAGAUUCGGCAGGGAGUCAGGGAGGUGGUGCUCUGCAAGGACAUGGAUGGGAAGAUUGGGCUCCGCCUUAAAGCCAUAGACAAUGGUGUGUUUGUGCAGUUGGUUCAGGCUAACACAGCAGCAGCAUUGGGUGGUUUGCGGUUUGGCGAUCAGAUUCUACAGAUUAAUGGUGAGUCGUGCGCCGGCUGGACUAGUGAACGUGCACAUCGCGCUCUGAAGAAUGCCAGUCCCGAGAGGAUCACACUCGCCGUGCGAGACAGGCCAUUUGAGCGCACAGUCACUCUGCACAAGGACAUGAACGGCCAGCUGGGAUUCAUCUUUAAGAAAGGUCGCAUCACCUCCAUCGUGAAAGACAGCUCGGCCGCACGUAAUGGCCUCCUCACCGACCAACAAAUCUGUGAGAUUAAUGGUCAAAAUGUCAUCGGACUCAAGGACUCACAGAUCUCAGACAUCUUAAACACCAGUGGGGGUGUUGUCACGGUUACAGUCAUGCCGCUUGUCAUUUUUGAACACAUGAUGAAAAGGAUGUCAUCCAGUAUUGUGAAGAGCCUGAUGGAUCACUCCAUUCCAGAAGUGUAA
This is a messenger RNA of Chanos chanos (milkfish), 906 nucleotides long. RefSeq names its product syndecan binding protein (syntenin) (gene sdcbp). Bases 1 to 906 code for a protein of 301 amino acids. Lineage: Eukaryota; Metazoa; Chordata; Actinopteri; Gonorynchiformes; Chanidae. The record is from RefSeq and is a predicted model, not a curated record. The transcript is spliced from 8 exons. Gene Ontology annotation, molecular function: protein binding. Gene Ontology annotation, cellular component: cytoplasm; plasma membrane.